AUGAUACCGAAUUACAAUUUUGAGUACAAUAAUCUACGCUCUCUCACUAAAGAUGAGUUAAUAGAUGAGAAUCUUAAACUACAAGAGUUACUCGAUAAAACAGAGGAUGAGUUGUUGGAUUUAGCCUAGACAUUAGCGAUUUCUAAUGAGAAUUUACAGCUAGAAUAUCAUAAGUAAUCUAAAAACUAGGAUGAUAUGAAGAAAUCUUAGCUAAGAAUCUUGAAGCUGGAGCAAAAAAUAUAGCAAGAACUUAAAGAUAAAGAUUUGAUAAUGCAAGAUAUGGCUAAAUUAAAUGUGCAGAGGGACUAGUAUAUUAAAGAUGCUAAGUAGAUGUUUACCAAAUAGGUUAGUAUUUCCAAUAACGGGGGUUCUGAGGAGAUAAUAUAAAAGCAAAAGGCUAACUAAGUUAAGAAGAAUAGCAAGAAGAAUCCAUAUCAGACUAAUUUAGCAGGAGUAAUAUAAGGUCAUUAGAAUGGUAAAAAUGAGAAUGUAUUGUUUUAGUAAAGUGAGGAUGCAUUUAAGGAAUUGAUGUCUAGUUCCUAUUCUAAACAGUAUGAUAAAAAAGCAGGUAAAAAUAAAAAUUCUAAUGAAAAAGAGGAAUAAAAGUAAGAAGAUGAGUUUGGACUUUCUGGCAUUAAAUACGAUAGUUUAUUUAGCUGA
This is a messenger RNA of Stylonychia lemnae, 660 nucleotides long. Lineage: Eukaryota; Ciliophora; Spirotrichea; Sporadotrichida; Oxytrichidae. The record is from the annotation of a GenBank genome assembly.